AUGCCUCCAAAGAGGAAGAACGAUGCCAUUGUUAAGGUUGAAGAUGUCGGGAUGGAUGUUGAUGCUGUGAUAGACAGUGGAAGUGAAGAGGAGGCCAGAAGGAGAGCUAAAAACCGAAGAGCCAGACCACAACGUAAAGCCAAAAGGGCCAGCGAUGAUGAGGAGGAGGAGGAAGAGGACGAGGAUGAUGCACCAAGGAAAAGGGGACGAAAGAAGAAGGCCAAGCCUAGGGACAGCGACGAAGAGGAUGAAGAAGACAACCGUAGCGUGAAGAGCAAAAGUUCAAAGGCCUCCAGGAGGAGGGCCGCGAAGGAGGACAGCGAGGAGGAGAGCGAAGACGAGCAACAGAAAAAGAAAAAACGAGGGAAAGCUGUUUCCAAGCAGGAGAAAGAGGAGCAGAAUAAGGAGAAGAAAGGAAAAGUCAAAGGGAAAGAAGGGAAGGACAAAGUUGGUGAGAAGGACAAGAAAAAGAAGAGUGGGAAAUUUAGCAGCUCCUCUUCCUCCUCUGACUCUGAUGACCAGUCGAUGUCAGAGGGAGAGCUCGAAGCCCUGAAGGAGGAAGUAGAGGAGAAGAAGAAACUGAUCGCUACUUUAAGGAACAAACCGUGGCGCAUGAAGAGGAGACUCACAUUGCUAAAGGAGGCUCAGGAUUUCGUAGAGAAAUUUGAAGGAGCUCUUGGUAAAGGGAAAGGCAGGAGGUUGUAUGCAUUCAAAGUUAUGAUGGCCAAGAAAUGGAUCAAGUUUAAACGUGACUUUGAGAACUUCAAAACAGCCUGCAUACCCUGGGAGAGGAAGAUAAAGGAUGUAGAAAGUCAUUUUGGAUCAUCUGUGGCAUCCUACUUCAUCUUCCUGAGGUGGAUGUAUGGUCUGAACCUGGUCCUGUUCGGGUUAAUGUUCGGCCUUGUGGUGGUGCCUGAGCUCCUUAUGGGUCUUCCAUAUGGCUCCAUCCCCAGGAAAACUGUACCUCGAGAAGAGCAGGCCACAGCCAUGGACUUCUCUGUGCUCUUUGACUUUGAAGGAUACUGCAAAUACUCCUUUUUGUUUUAUGGCUUCUACAACAAUGAGCGGACAAUUGGGUUGUUGCAGUUCAGACUUCCUCUGUCUUACCUGCUGGUGGGAGUUGGCAUCUUUGGAUACAGCCUGAUGGUCGUCAUUAGAACGAUGGCCCGUAAUUCAAAUGAAGGAGGUGAUGGCGCAGAAGAGGGGCAGUAUACCUUCAGCUGGAAGAUGUUCACCAGCUGGGACUACCUGAUAGGAAACCCUGAGACUGCAGACAACAAGUAUGCCUCCAUUACAACCAGCUUCAAGGAAUCCAUUGUGGAUGAACAGGAGAACCAGAAAGAUGAGAACAUUCAUCUUAGACGGUUCCUCAGGGUUCUGGCAAACUUUUUGAUCUUGUGCAGCCUUGGAGGCAGUGGAUAUCUCAUCUACUUUGUGGUGAAGCGUUCUCAGGAGUUUGCUAAUAUGAAGAGCGAAGAUCUCUCGUGGUUUGAAAAGAAUGAGGUGGAGUUUGUGAUGUCUCUGCUGGGCCUGGUGUGUCCUCCUCUGUUUGAGACCAUUGCAGAAUUAGAAGACUAUCACCCUCGUGUUGCCCUCAAGUGGCAGCUGGGACGAAUCUUUGCCCUCUUCCUCGGAAACCUUUACACCUUCCUCUUUGCCCUUUUUGAUGAGGUUACUGCCAAGUUGGAGAGUGAAAAGGCAAUUAAAAAUGCCACUGAAUGGGCUCUGAAGCAGUACAUUGCCAAUUACAGCUCCCACUACAACACAACAAACGUGCCUCCUCCGAAUGUCCAUCCAGCAGACGUCAUCAGAGGACCGUGCUGGGAGACUGCAGUGGGAAUAGAAUUUGUGAAGCUGAUCGUGUCAGACAUACAGGUGACCUAUUUGACCAUCCUGAUUGGUGACUUUGUGCGAGCUCUUCUGGUCCGCUAUCUGAACUACUGCUGGUGCUGGGACCUGGAGGCUGGGUUUCCCUCAUAUGGAGAGUUUGACAUCAGUGGAAAUGUGCUGGGGCUUAUCUUCAAUCAAGGAAUGAUAUGGAUGGGAGCAUUUUAUGCUCCAGGUCUAGUGGGCCUGAAUGUUUUGCGUCUCCUGUGCUCGAUGUACUACCAGUGCUGGGCAGUGAUGUGCUGUAAUGUCCCUCAUGAGCGUGUCUUUAAGGCCUCUCGGUCCAACAAUUUCUACAUGGGCCUGUUGCUGCUUGUGCUGUUCCUCAGUCUGCUGCCUGUUGUCUACACCAUCAUGACCUUACCCCCAUCCUUUGACUGUGGACCUUUCAGUGGCCAAGAGAAGAUGUAUGAUGUGGUCAUGGAAACUAUAGACCAGGAUCUGCCCUCCUUUAUAGGGAACAUUUUUGUUUAUGCCACCAACCCUGGGCUCAUCAUGCCUGCUGUCCUCCUCAUGGUGUUGGCCAUCUACUACCUGAAUGCAGUGUCAAAAGGAUACCAACAAGCAAACUUGGACCUUAAAAGGAAAAUGCAAAUGGCUCGGGAUGAGGAGAAGAACCGCAGGAACAACAAGGACAGCACUAAUCAAGUGAUGAAAGAUUUGGAGGACCUGCUCCCAGACAAGUCUCUAGUACCUCCCCCCAUUGAGGAAGAGUCACCUCCCCCUGAUGUCAUAGUUGAAAAGGGCAGCAAGUCUCCCAAAAUUAAGCCAGGUGCAGCAGGGAAAGGGGUUAAACUACAAAAAGAUGUAUCGCUGGCUGCAACAAACCCCAGAGCCCCAGUGACCCGUUCCCCAGGGCCACGGAAAGCCCCUCCUGGAAAUGCCAGGGGGCCUCAACCUGGAGCUGGGAGAGGACGAGGUCGGGGUGGGCCUCCAAAGUAA
This is a messenger RNA of Cheilinus undulatus (humphead wrasse), 2829 nucleotides long. RefSeq names its product transmembrane channel-like 2b (gene tmc2b). Gene Ontology annotation, cellular component: plasma membrane. Lineage: Eukaryota; Metazoa; Chordata; Actinopteri; Labriformes; Labridae. The record is from RefSeq and is a predicted model, not a curated record. Gene Ontology annotation, biological process: detection of mechanical stimulus involved in sensory perception of sound; vestibular reflex. Gene Ontology annotation, molecular function: mechanosensitive monoatomic ion channel activity. The coding region runs from base 1 to 2829 and encodes 942 amino acids. The transcript has 20 exons.